AUGAAAAUAACAUCUAUCCUGUUGAAAAUUCACAUAUUUCUUAGCAUUAUACUGGCAACAUCCAUUGAUGGACAAUCGGUUAAUGUUGGAAUGCACACAUAUAAUAAUUCAGUCAGUCUUCCAUUACAUUUAUCUAUGGAAAAUAACUCAAGUCAAAAUAACAUGAAUAACAUACCGAAUCAAAAAGACAUGGACAGUGCAGCAUCAAUGUCAAGAAGUGAUGAUGAUGAUGAUGAUGUAGUAAAUCAACUUCAAAUGUCUUCUUUGAUACUUAACAAUUCAUUGGAACAUUUAAAGGAUACUGCACAACAAGGACUUUUACACAAAAACCAACCACCUAAAACAGAAACUUCAGAAAUGGAAGGUAAAAGUAAUAAGAAUUCAGAUAAACAUAACAAUCCAACACAACAGCAAUUUAUAUUACAAAUACAAGGACCAAACCAAAAACAACUUGCAGUUCAAACACAACAUGUAAGUGAUCAAAAUAAAACACCGAUGCGCGUACAAACACAAAUACAAUAUUCUGAGCAGAUAAUUCAACCUAUGAGUGGAACAAAUGAAAGUAAACAGUCAUCAAAUAUAUAUCAAGAGCAAUUUCAACAACCAAUCAACACAUUAGAAACAAACAAAAAAACCGAAAAAGAAAACAACCAAAGCAACAAAAACGGAGAGACGAAAACAGAAAAUGAACACAAGACGAUGACGACGGUCGGACAACCACCAUCUCACAACUCACAAACACCACCACCACCACCACCGCCAGCACCAUUUCCCCUCAUUCCAGUCAUCGGUCCCGUUGUAGACGGGAUCAAUCCAUCUCCUGACCAGAUGAACGCAUCGUCAGUCGAACAACCACCUUCUCACAACUCACAACCACCACCACCAUCACCACUUCCCGCCAUUCCAGUUGUCGGUCCUGAUGCAGGCGUCAUCAAUCCAUCUCCUGACCAGAUGAAUGCAUCGUCAGUCGACCAAACUCCAUCCCACAACUCACAACCACCACCACCAUCACCACUUCCCGCCAUUCCAGUUGUCGGUCCUGAUGCAGGCGGAAUCAAUCCAUCUCCUGACCAGAUGAACGCAUCGUCAGUCAACCAAACUCCAUCUCACAACUCACAACCACCACCACCAUCACCACUUCCCGCCAUUCCAGUUGUCGGUCCUGAUGCAGGCGGAAUCAAUCCAUCUCCUGACCAGAUGAACGCAUCGUCAGUCAACCAAACUCCAUCUCACAACUCACAACCACCACCACCAUCACCACUUCCCGCCAUUCCAGUUGUCGGUCCUGAUGCAGGCGUCAUCAAUCCAUCUCCUGACCAGAUGAACACAUCGUCAGUCGAACAACCACCAUCUCACAACUCACAACCACCACCACCAUCACCACUUCCCGCCAUUCCAGUUGUCGGUCCUGAUGCAGGCGGAAUCAAUCCAUCUCCUGACCAGAUGAAUGCAUCGUCAGUCGACCAAACUCCAUCCCACAACUCACAACCACCACCACCAUCACCACUUCCCGCCAUUCCAGUUGUCGGUCCUGAUGCAGGCGGAAUCAAUCCAUCUCCUGACCAGAUGAAUGCAUCGUCAGUCGACCAAACUCCAUCCCACAACUCACAACCACCACCACCAUCACCACUUCCCGCCAUUCCAGUUGUCGGUCCUGAUGCAGGCGUCAUCAAUCCAUCUCCUGACCAGAUGAACACAUCGUCAGUCGAACAACCACCAUCUCACAACUCACAACCACCACCACCAUCACCACUUCCCGCCAUUCCAGUUGUCGGUCCUGAUGCAGGCGGAAUCAAUCCAUCUCCUGACCAGAUGAAUGCAUCGUCAGUCGACCAAACUCCAUCCCACAACUCACAACCACCACCACCAUCACCACUUCCCGCCAUUCCAGUUGUCGGUCCUGAUGCAGGCGGAAUCAAUCCAUCUCCUGACCAGAUGAACGCAUCGUCAGUCAACCAAACUCCAUCUCACAACUCACAACCACCACCACCAUCACCACUUCCCGCCAUUCCAGUUGUCGGUCCUGAUGCAGGCGGAAUCAAUCCAUCUCCUGACCAGAUGAACGCAUCGUCAGUCAACCAAACUCCAUCUCACAACUCACAACCACCACCACCAUCACCACUUCCCGCCAUUCCAGUUGUCGGUCCUGAUGCAGGCGGAAUCAAUCCAUCUCCUGACCAGAUGAACACAUCGUCAGUCGAACAACCACCAUCUCACAACUCACAACCACCACCACCAUCACCACUUCCCGCCAUUCCAGUUGUCGGUCCUGAUGCAGGCGUCAUCAAUCCAUCUCCUGACCAGAUGAACGCAUCGUCAGUCGACCAAACUCCAUCCCACAACUCACAACUACCAGCACCUUCUUCUGAUAAUUCUCUGCAAAAUUCUUUUCUGAAUAAGACAUUUUCUGUUGUGUCUGUCGUAAAAAACAUCUCAAAUCUUUCGAAUUAUGACACUUACGUAGUUGUAUUUAGUCGAAUUCGUAAUGAUCACAAUUUUUCUGGUACGCAGUCCUCCUCUGAUACCUCUUCGAAUAGUUCUAUCAGCCAUGUUACGAAUCUUUUUGAUGCUAUUUCAGAUAUUUUCGCAAUCUUUGUAUACUUUUUCUCCGAUAAUAAAAUUAAUGAUGGUUUAAUUAAUUCCUUCAGUGGUAUGAGAGACGAUAAAUGUUCUACUGAAGAAUGUCAUCAGUUGCGAGAUCAUUUGAUUUCUUCAUUUCAAUGGAAUAAAGCAAUUAUAGUGGAUCUUCAUAAAUCAUGUAAGAAUUCUAGCUUACUAACAGAAAGAAAUUCUCAUUUUAUCAACUUGUUCAGAAGUUUCUGUGACAACUACUUUUCAUUUUGA
Messenger RNA from Trichobilharzia szidati, 2844 nucleotides. The record is from the annotation of a GenBank genome assembly. NCBI's taxonomy places the organism in Eukaryota, Metazoa, Platyhelminthes, Trematoda, Strigeidida, Schistosomatidae.